UUUUCUUUCCUGGAUGGAACUCCUGCCAGCUCCGAGGAAGGCGGGCAGGGGCGAGCCGGGCGCACAAAGUUUCCCUGACUCCUCCUCCGCGCGUCUCCCUCCCUCGCCCAGCCCAGCCCGCGAGCUGGAGGAGCGCACUAGGCAAUGCCCGCGCCGCGCUGACUGCACGGUCCCCGCGCACCCGCCCGCCCGCCCGCCCGCCCGGAGCAGAGCCCGCGGGCGCCCCCGCCUCGCGCCCCGGCGGUGACGGCGCAGCGCCCUCCUGGCUGCGUCCCCGGUGCGCCCCGCCGCCCGCCGCCAGGUGCCGGCCCGCCGCCGCCGGGAUGCCCUGCGCGCCAGGACUGCGCACGCCGUGGCUGCGGCUGUGCGCUCUGCUCUGCGCCGUCCCGUGCGCCCCGCAGCCCGGGUCCGGCCCCGAGCCCGCCGCCUGCCCGGCCCCCUGCCGCUGCCGCGAGGACGGCGUCAUGCUGGCGGCCGACUGCUCGGAGCUGGGGCUCUCCACGGUGCCCCCGGACCUGGCCCCGCUGACCGCCUACCUGGACCUGAGCAUGAACAACCUCACGGAGCUGCAGCCCGGCCGCUUCCACCGCCUGCGCUUCCUGGAGGAGCUGCGUCUCUCAGGGAACCACCUGUCACACAUCCCGGGAGGAGCCUUCUCCGGCCUCCACAGCCUGAAGAUCCUGAUGCUGCAGAACAACCAGCUGGGAGGGAUCCCUGCCGAGGCGCUGAGGCAGCUGCCGAGCCUGCAGUCUCUGCGCCUCGAUGCCAACCUCAUCUCCCUGGUCCCUGAGAGGAGCUUCGAGGGGCUGUCCUGCCUCCGCCACCUGUGGCUGGAUGACAAUGCGCUGGCCGAGGUCCCGGUCAGGGCCCUCAGCAACCUCCCCGCCCUGCAGGCCAUGACCCUGGCCCUCAACCGCAUCCGCCACGUCCCCGACUACGCCUUCCAGAACCUGAGCAGCCUGGUGGUGCUGCAUCUUCAUAACAACCGAAUCCAGCGUCUGGGGACCCACAGCUUCGAGGGCCUGCACAGCCUGGAGACGCUGGACCUGAACCACAACGACCUGCGGGAGUUCCCUGUGGCCAUCCGGACCCUGGGCCGGCUGCAGGAGCUCGGUUUCCAUAACAACAACAUCAAGGCCAUCCCAGAGAAGGCCUUCAUGGGGAACCCCCUGCUGCAGACCAUACACUUCUAUGACAACCCAAUCCAGUCCGUGGGGAGGUCGGCGUUCCAGGACCUGCCGAAGCUGCACACGCUGUCCCUGAAUGGAGCCACAGACAUUCAGGAGUUCCCAGACCUCAAAGGCACCACGAGCCUGGAGACCCUGACCCUGACCCGCGCAGGCAUCCGGCGGCUCCCGCCUGGCAUGUGCCAGCAGCUGCCCAGGCUCCGCGUCCUGGAACUGUCUCAUAACCGGAUCGAGGAGCUGCCCAGCCUGCACAGGUGCCAGAAGCUGGAGGAGAUAGGCCUCCAGCACAACCACAUCUGGGAAGUCAGAGCGGACACCUUCAGCCAGCUGAGCUCCCUGCGGGCCCUGGACCUGAGCUGGAACGCCAUCCGGUCCAUCCACCCCGAGGCCUUCGCCACCCUGCGCUCGCUGGUCAAGCUGGACCUGACGGACAACCAGCUGACCACACUGCCCCUGGCCGGGCUCGGGGGCCUGAAGCAUCUCAAGCUCAAGGGGAACCCAGCUCUGUCCCAGGCCUUCUCCAAGGACAGUUUCCCAAAGCUGAGGAUCCUGGAGGUGCCGUACGCCUACCAGUGCUGUGCCUACGGCGUCUGUGCCGGCUUCUUCAAGGCCUCGGGGCAGUGGGGAGCGGACGUCCUUCGCCUCGAGGAUGAGGAGACGCCCAAGGGGCCGCUGGGCCUUCUUGCCGGACAAGCCGAGAGCCACUAUGACCUGGACCUGGACGAGAUGGAGGACACGAAGCCACACCCCCGUGUGCAGUGCAGCCCCGUUCCAGGCCCCUUCAAGCCUUGCGAGCACCUCUUUGAGAGCUGGGGCGUCCGCCUGGCCGUGUGGGCCAUCGUCCUGCUGUCCCUGCUCUGCAACGGGCUGGUGCUGCUCAGCGUCUUCGCCGGCGGGCCCGGCCCGCUGCCCGCGGUCAAGUUCGUGGUCGGGGCCCUCGCCGGCGCCAAUGCCUUGACUGGCAUCUCCUGGGGCCUCCUGGCCUCCGUGGACGCCCUGACCUUCGGCCGGUUCGCCGCGUACGGGGCCCGCUGGGAGUCGGGGCCGGGCUGCCGGGCCACGGGCUUCCUGGCCGUGCUGGGGUCCGAGGCCGCGGUGCUGCUGUUGACUCUGGCCGCCGUGCAGAGCGGCGCCGCGGCGGCCUGCGUCCGGGCCCAGGGGAAGGCGCCCGCCCCGGGCGGCGGCGUGCGGGCAGGGGCGCUGGGCUGCCUGGCGCUGGCGGGGCUGACCGCGGCCCUGCCCCUGGCCUCGGUGGGCGAGUACGGGGCCUCCCCGCUCUGCCUGCCCUACGCCCCGCCCGAGGGCCGGCCGGCGGCCCUGGGCUUUGCCGUGGCCCUGGUGAUGCUGAACUCCCUCUGCUUCCUGGUGGUGACGGGCGCCUACAUCCGGCUGUACUGCGCCCUGCCGCGGGGCGAGCCGGAGGCCGCGUGGGACGGCGCCCUGGGGCGGCACGUGGCCCGGCUCAUCCUCGCCGACGGGCUGCUGCACUGCCCGGUCGCCUUCCUCAGCGUGGCCUCCGCGCUCGGCCUGGCCCCCGUCACCCCCGAGGCCGUCAAGUCCGUGCUGCUGCUGGUGCUGCCGCUGCCCGCCUGCCUCAACCCCCUGCUCUACCUGCUCCUCACCCCGCACUCCCGCGAGGACCUGGGGCGCCUCUGGCCCUGCGCGGGCGCCGCCCCAGGCGCCCUGGCCUCUGCUGCGGCCGGUCACCUGGAGAAGAGCUCCUGCGACUCCACGCAGGUCCUGGUGGCCUUCUCCGACGCGGAUCUCGUUCUGGAAGCUUCCGAGGCUGGGCGGCCCCCAGGGCCGGAGACCUAUGGCUUCCUCACGGGCAGCCUCGUCUCCUGCCCACAGCCAGAGAGCCCCAGGCCGGAGGGCAGCCACUUGGUUGAGCCAGAGGGAACCCACUUUGGGGACCGGCAACCCCCCAUGGACGGAGAGCUGCUGCUGAAGGCAGAGGGGGCCGCCCCUGGUGGCGGGGGCGUGGCGGCGGGCAGGGGCCUCCAGCCCUCAGGCUCAGCCUUGGCCCCCCGCGUAUAAAUGGCGCCCCAUCCUUGUCUCCGCCUCCUCCUUCCCUCCCCUCCGUGAACGGUGGCUGUUUGUAAAAUAAAUUCAGCCCGGAUGCAGCCGCGUGGCCCGCGGGAGGGGGUGGCCCAGACCCUGGCUCGCUGGCCUCCUGUGGCCGUCACCAGCGUGUGCUGGUUUCCUUUGGGCCUCUUCUCGGCCACAUCGGAGGCUGUGGAGCGAGAUCUGGAAGUCGGGGUGCUGAGCAGGCCCCGGGUCUGGGCCCUGAUGGAGGAAGGAAGGUCUACGAGGGACCACAGAGGCAGCUGGGCACCUCCCCCGUGGCUCACGGAUUGGACCCAACCCGUGUUCUGUGUCUCUCGAACCUGACGUGUGCCGUGACGACGCGUGCGGGAAGACAUGACACGUGGCGUCCCCCCUCGGAGGGUCACCGGCGGGUCGGGCGGUGCAGGCUCUGCCGACGGCGUCUCCCCGGUUCCCACGUGGCUUGACAACGGGUUCCGUUGGCCUGGUUGGUUUUCGUGGGAUAGCUGACCGCGUCCCAGAGGAUCCGCACCUGUGCCUCCCAGGGCCCCGUCUCCGCCCCGCCCGGUGGCCCCGCAGGCUGGCGGCUCCACAGGACCCUGACCCAAGGCGCCCGAGUCUGGUGCUGAUGUGAAGACUGUGGAUGGAUGGAGCCUGCAGCUCCCUGACCUCCUUCCAGGAAGAAUGAAAGGCCUACUAGGUGUACCGGUUAGUAAUGCGGAUUGGCCCUCUACCGGUUAGUAAUGCGGAUUGGCCCUCUACCGGUUAGUAAUGCGGAUUGGCCCUCUACCGGUUAGUAAUGCGGAUUGGCCCUCUACCGGUUAGUAAUGCGGAUUGGCCCUCUACCGGUUAGUAAUGCGGAUUGGCCCUCUACCGGUUAGUAAUGCGGAUUGGCCCUCUACCGGUUAGUAAUGCGGAUUGGCCCUUUACCGGUUAGUAAUGCGGAUUGGCCCUUUACCGGUUAGUAAUGCGGAUUGGCCCUUUACCGGUUAGUAAUGCGGAUUGGCCCUUUACCGGUUAGUAAUGCGGAUUGGCCCUUUACCGGUUAGUAAUGCGGAUUGACCCUUUACCAGUUAGUAAUGCGGAUUUUGUCAUCAAAGAAAACACGAUAAUUUCAAGAGAAACAUCAAAAGUGCUUUGUUCAAAGUCAUGUCCAUCGCUGGCUACACAUUCCCCAUCUUUCAGGUCAUUUGUGGAGACCGUCCCAAUAGAACUUUCCUUGUUUUGAGGCAGACCAUUCAGAGACCCAAUUUCCCACUUCUUCGCCCGUUUUGAAGGGCUGCUCAGAAAGCGCGUGAGCCGUCGGUCGGAACGAGUGGUCUCUGAGGGAGCAAUACAGCCACACAGCACACACAUCAAAUCGCAUACAUAUCCACACGUGUGUGACCCCCUCUAUUGAGAAAAGCCCGCAUCAUUCACCGGUGCACGUAGCAAGGAUUGGAGGCGGGGCUGAGGAGCCUGAGUGACAGAUGCCCGGGGUCCCCCCCACCCUUCCUGGCUCACCUCUAACUACCUCUGCUCUGGGGCGGCCACGCCUCCCCCCAGCACCCCCGUCACUCACUCCUGGUUCCAGCCCCACUCCCCAGCCGCUGUGUGAAGUGUGAGAAUGGCCACGAUGUAAAUAUUCCGGCUCUUCUGUACAAUAAAGCCCAGUGACGU
Messenger RNA from Myotis daubentonii (Daubenton's bat), 4892 nucleotides. It is a transcript of the gene LGR6, whose product is annotated as leucine rich repeat containing G protein-coupled receptor 6. Gene Ontology annotation, molecular function: protein binding; G protein-coupled peptide receptor activity; protein-hormone receptor activity. The record is from RefSeq and is a predicted model, not a curated record. Gene Ontology annotation, biological process: hormone-mediated signaling pathway; activation of adenylate cyclase activity; adenylate cyclase-activating G protein-coupled receptor signaling pathway. Gene Ontology annotation, cellular component: plasma membrane. Lineage: Eukaryota; Metazoa; Chordata; Mammalia; Chiroptera; Vespertilionidae.